This is a messenger RNA of Papilio xuthus (Asian swallowtail), 2017 nucleotides long. RefSeq names its product Synaptotagmin 14 (gene Syt14). The record is from RefSeq and is a predicted model, not a curated record. NCBI's taxonomy places the organism in Eukaryota, Metazoa, Arthropoda, Insecta, Lepidoptera, Papilionidae. Gene Ontology annotation, molecular function: phospholipid binding. The transcript has 11 exons. Bases 135 to 1688 code for a protein of 517 amino acids.
AACACGUCCCAAUUAUUUUCCACCCGAGCUUCCGAUAUUAAUUCCACAAAUAAAUGAGCGAUAUGUCUUAAAUGUUUAGUGUGAGUGCACGUGAUAUGAGAGGUGUCACUGAAAUGGCUACGCGCUAGUUCAGAAUGGUGGCCAACAUCGGCGGCAUAAACUCUACCAAUGUGGAAGCGACGGCGUACAUCAGUGCGGUAGCGGGUUUUGCGGCUGUGGUCCUGGUGGUGCUUCUCUUCCUCGGCCGACGUUGGUGCUACGCCGCGGUCUUCACUCGCAAAUGCUGCGAUGACAUCCUCGCUGUCAACGCUCACAUCGCGGAUCCCUGCUCAACUCUCGACGAUGCUCAAUUCGAUGCUUUGUCGAAACCGAACCAUUAUCCCGAACGUAUAUUCGCGUUCGAAACCUCCGACUCGGACGAGGAGCUGCGUUUGCGCAUACAACAGGAUAAAGAAGAGGUAGAGUGUCAUUAUGAGGAGAAAAAUGAGAAUGUAUCAGCACCGGUCAAGGUGGAGGUGCAGUUAGUGGAGACUGCGCUGAGGGAGACAAGGAUCGACGAGGUUGUCCCCAAGAAAGCGGACUACAUCCACACCCUGGAGGCACAGAGCAGCGUUGACAGCGACGUCCUUGCUCAUAAUGACACUUCGCUACUCUGCGGGGAGAGCGGUAGCGGGGGCGGUGCUGGCGCCGGGAGUCGGGGCGCAGUGGAGCUGACGCUGUUGUACGACGCGCCCGUGCGCAGCAUGACAGUGCAUGUAUUGCAAGCACGCGGUCUGCCGCAGCGCCCGCCCCCUCAACUGCUGCAAAGCCAGGCGAGAAUUGUACUGUUGCCACUGAAAAAGCAAAAGUUUAAAUCGAAGAUACGCAACGGGGAGAACCCACAAUAUAUGGAGAGCUUCGUCCUACACAAGAUAAAUCCUGAGGACGUGCACGGGCUGGGUCUUAGGAUCCGCAUCUACGGAUGUGAGCGCAUGCGCCGGCAGCGGCUGCUGGGUGAGGCGGCCGUCAGCUUCGCCGCGCUCAACCUCGAGCUCGAGAACAACUUGUGGCUGCAGCUGACGCCUCGGCAACACCAGCCCGCUAUGCAGCUACCGAAACUAGAGCUGGACGGGUCAGUGACGGGCGUGCUGGCGAGUCCGUCGUCACUGAGUGCGGGUGUCUCGGGAAUGUCUGGCGUGUCUGCCGGCAAUGGGUUCGUGUCCGGGGGCGAGGCGUGCAGCUUGGCACGCUCUGACUCCGCCUCCUCGUGCUGCAGCGCGCGCUCCGCCCCCGAGCUGCUCCUCGGCCUGCAGUACAGCCCCACUACGGGACACUUGUCUGUUGAGAUAAUAAAGGGCACGCACUUCCGCAAGCUGUCGCCACACAAGGCGCCGGACACGUACGUAAAGCUGUGCCUCAUCAGCUCGCUGGGCAUGGAGAUGGGCCGCUGCAAGUCCACCACGCGCCGCGCACAAUCCAACCCACUGUACAAGGAGCUGUUUAUAUUCCAGGUGGCGCUGUUCCAACUAACGGAAGUGACUCUGAUGGUGUCGGUGUGGUGGCGGCGCAGCGUGAAGCGCAACGAGAUGGUAGGCUGGUUCUCGCUGGGGCAUAGCUCCUCCGGCCGCGACGAGCAACGCCAUUGGGAUGACCUCUGCCAGCGACAGGGCGAACAGGUACAACGGUGGCACGUAUUGUUGGACUCCUGACGGCCUCCGACGUAGCGUGCCUCAGCAGCGCGCCUGGCAUUGGACACAGAAAUGGCUUGAGUGUGGCCGCACCGACACCCGGUGCUUUUGCGUUGCGAUCCCCUCGCUCGCCACCACUCACUACCCCCAGACGACGAAGCGUUAUUCGACAUACUGUCGCUUUCCAGACCUAUUCCAGGUCUUUUGUCGAUUUACUAGAUAUUAAACGUUACACAAAGGUGUUGCUUUGAUUGUUUCAGCACAAACGGAUGUGGUAUUUUAUUAAUGUUUAAUUGUCUUUCAGAUACUUACGUGUGUUAAUGUUAAUAUUUAUCAAUUUUCUUCUUGAG